Messenger RNA from Meloidogyne enterolobii, 2391 nucleotides. The record is from the annotation of a GenBank genome assembly. NCBI's taxonomy places the organism in Eukaryota, Metazoa, Nematoda, Chromadorea, Rhabditida, Meloidogynidae.
AUGAGUAUUUCACUUAAAAAUUCUGAUAUUGAUUUGACAACAUUAAAUAAUUCGAUAAAUUCUUUAAAUGACGAUAAAUCAAUGACAGAUGACUCAGCUAGUGAUUGCUGUAUUAUAGUGGAUAAUAAAGGAAUUGAAGAAGAAGUACAAAAACUUAUGAUGGAUAUUUUACAAAACAAAAUAUUUGAUGAUGGCUCCCCCACUCAAGAUGAAAUUCUUAAAAUUUUACGUAAUCGAUUUAAUCCGUAUCAACUCAAUGCAAGCAAAGCUACUCGAUAUGUUAAUGAAAUGUUUGGAAAAACAGUUCUUACUGAGGAUGAAGCAAGAAAUUUAUUUAAAAGAUUUAGUGAUGGAAAAACUAAUCGAGUAAAUCAGGAACUUUUGGAGAAGAGAUUUAAAGAAAAUCCAGAAAUUUCUGCUGCAGAAUUGGCUAUAGGAAUUUGUUCUAAAAGUUCUGCAAUAAGGUGGUUGAGUAAGAAGAAUAAAGAUGUUGACAGUAAUGAAGAGAAGGAUAAAACUCCAUAUUCUAACAAGUUGAGAAAAAGAAAUGCUGGUCAGAUGUCUACUAACGUAAACAAAGAAAAACAAAUUCUUCGUAAAGGACAUACGGCAAAUAAGGAAUGUACAGAUGGAAAGCAUUCUAUAUGUCAAAUUGAUCCUGUCACUAAAAAGCGCUUCUAUGAACCUCAUAAACGGCCAGACUGUGAUGAUAUUUAUUGUUUAUCAAGUGUUACACAAAUUGGAGAACGAAUAUGUAAUAUAGAAAAUAAAAUGAUUGAAUUGGAAGAAUUAUUUUGUGCUCUUGUAAAGAAAAAUACUUCGGAGAACAACAAAAUUACUAACAACAAUCAUCACCAACAACAACCAUCUUCAUUCUUUUCUCAACAACAAUUUUUACAACAAAAAAAUAUUCGACAAUUUGCACCAACAAAUAAUUUUAAUGGAACUAGAGCUAUAUUGGGUUGUCCACUUCGUAAUAUUCUUCCAAUUCAAGGACGGAACGAGCAAAUUUACAGACCAAAUACUUCUGCCAAUACUUCAAGUCAAGUCCAACAACGCAUUAUUGCACCAACACAGCCUUUUGCUGUAAAUACUCGUCCACCUCCACGUUUGCCAAUUGCUUCUGCUACAGCUACAAUUUCUACAACACGUCCACUUAAAGGUUAUCCAAUGCCUCGUCAAUUAAAUAUAAUACGACCACAAAUUAAUGAAAAUUCUAGUUACAAACCUCUUGAUAUUCCACACAAAGAAUUGAAGAAUGGAGUUAGAGUUUUUUUUAUGGAUAUUACUACAAGUUCUCAAAAUACUUGUCCAGUUUGUUUUGGCGCCUUCCCUGGUAUUAUUUUUACUGACAGAUCUGCUUCUAUAAUUCAAAAUGUUCAUUUAAAACGCCACACUUCUGGCCCUUUGGAGGCUUUUUAUUGCCAAAUUUGUAGCCAUUGUGUUACACAACCUAGAGUUCUUUUCCUUUCUUUACCUUCUAUUGUGCAGCAUUUAAUUAAUUCACAUGGAAUGCCGAAAAAUGUUAAACAUGAUAGUUUUUACAUCAGAAAUUUUAACAAUCCUGAAACUACUGAAGCUCUUCAACAUUUUAUUGCCAACCAAUUAAAACUUUCUAUUACCCAAUUAAUUACUGAAAUGAAUUCUUCUAAUUUAAAUUGGGCAAAAACUGUGCCUUAUGGUCAAUUUGUAAAAUCUUCUAAUCCACCAACCAAUACAAAAAAUAAACAAAAAGUUGACAACACUAAAAAUAACCAACAAAAUAAAAAGAAAAAGAAGCGAGGCCGUGAAGAAACUCCACCAUUUGAUUUAAAUGGUGAUCCUCUUGACCAAUUAUUAAAAUGUCCAAGUCAAUGUACACUUAUCCAAAGGCAUAGAACACAUUUAAAAAGAAAGCAAGUUCCAGUUAAACAAAUUUUAGAGCCUAUAAAAAUGCAAAAUGUAAUUAUUGACCUAAGUUUAAUUGGAUUGGCAAAAUAUAUUGACUAUAAAAAUGAUAAGGGACAAAUCAGAAGUGAUAAACAAAUUAGGAAAGAAGGAAAUGAAAGUGGAAGUGAGGACAAAACCGAUGAAAGUGAAGAUAAUGAAGACGAAGAAAUUAGUUCUAAUGAUUCUGAUUAUUCCCCUAGAAAGGCAAAUAGAGGAUUUGAGACAAGAAAACGUAAAAAGAUGGAAAGUAGUGAAAGGUCUAGUUCUACAAAUAUUGUAGAUCAAUUGCAACAACAUCGUCUGCAACAAAUAAUAGAAAAAAAUCUUAACAAUACGCCAUCAUCGUCUCAAUCAUUGCCUGCACAUAGGGGAUUGAUGAACCUCUCUACAAACUCGCCUUUAUCUUCAAAUGGGGUACAAAACUUGGUAUGUAAGACUGAGCCAGCUAAUCAACAACAUUGA